Molecule: messenger RNA, 2289 nt
Organism: Photinus pyralis (common eastern firefly)
Lineage: Eukaryota; Metazoa; Arthropoda; Insecta; Coleoptera; Lampyridae
Product: sialin-like
Exons: 8
Coding region: 219-1613 (464 amino acids)
Biological process (GO): transmembrane transport; monoatomic anion transport
Cellular component (GO): plasma membrane
Molecular function (GO): transmembrane transporter activity
Source: RefSeq, a predicted model, not a curated record
CCAAGACAGGAGUUGAGGUUGAGACAGCAAGAAUAUCAUCUUGUAUACCUAUACACUAUAAUGUAAAAGAGUUGCGUUUAGGUAAAAGAAGACUCUUUAACGGUCGGAAAUGGACGAUUCCCAGUGGCAUCUUAUAUGGGCACCUUUUUUCGGAGAAUCUGAAUCUGUUAUCAGAAUUUCCAUAAACACGCUAGAGUGAAAAGUCAUUCCCAGCCUGGAUGAUAUGGAAAAGACGCAGAUACAUCCUUGCAGUUUUGGCAUUUUUUGGAUUCUUCAAUAUAUAUGCCCUGAGAGCUAACCUUAGUAUAGCCAUUGUGGAUAUGACCGCUCAAAAAGAAUCUGUUUUGGAAAAUGGAACCAUAAUACAUGUGCGAGACUUCGAUUGGGAUUCCAAAAAACAGGGAUUUGUCCUAAGCUCAUUUUUCUACGGGUAUAUACUUACGCAAAUGAUAGGCGGAUGGUUGGCGUCAAAGUUUGGCGGGAAACAUAUCUUUGGUCUUGGUAUUGCAUCAACGGCAGCACUGACAGUGAUCACACCAUUCGUGGCUAAACAAAGCUUUUACUUCUUACUAGCUGUAAGAAUCGCCGAAGGAAUAUGCGAGGGCGUCACUUAUCCCUGUAUACAUGACGUAUGGUCUAAAUGGGCCCCACCGUUAGAAAGAAGUCGAAUGGCGACGAUCGGAUUUUCUGGCAGUUUCUUUGGAACCGUUGUGUCGAUGCCCGUUUGCGCUCUAUUAGCCGACGUGUGGGGAUGGGAAUCUAUAUUUUACGUCACUGGCAGCGUGGGUUUGCUGUGGUUCCUAUGCUGGUGGUUGCUCAUCGCAGAUUCUCCAGCAAACGAUAAAUAUAUUAGCCAAUCUGAACUAAGAUACAUUCAAGGUUCCUUGGGUCAACAAGUUAAUCGGAAGGUUAAACAUCCAUGGAAAAGUAUUGCCACGUCCUUGCCAGUUUGGGCCAUUGUAGUAGGACAUUUUAGUGAAAAUUGGGGAUUUUACACUCUUUUGACACAACUGCCUACGUUCAUGAAAGAUAUACUACACUUUGAGUUAGGAUCGACCGGCGUAAUGGCCGCGAUACCUUACCUCGCGAUUUCCAUAACUGUCCAACUCGCCGGUCAACUUGCUGAUUGGCUAAGAGAAAGGAACGUCUUUACCACUACACAAGUUAGAAAAAUCUUUAAUUGUGGAGCAUAUAUUUCGCAAACUGCAUUUAUGCUAGCAGCAGCUUAUUUAUUAUCUCCAGUAGGAACGACGAUAUGUUUAACGUUUGCAGUUGGUUUGGGCGGAUUUGCCUGGGCUGGCUUUGGAGUGAACCACUUAGAUAUUGCCCCUCAACAUGCAAGUAUUCUAAUGGGGAUUAGCAACACUUUUGCCACCAUACCAGGAAUAAUAAGUCCCGUUAUAACAGGAUAUAUAGUAACAACUCCCUCGGAAUAUGAGUGGCAAAUAGUUUUCUUUAUCAGCAGUGGCGUUUAUCUGUUUGGUUGCAUAUUCUACGGUGUAUUUGCAAAAGGAGAAGUUCAGUCGUGGGCGAAAGAAUCAGAAACCCUGAAAUCAGAGUACGAGUUUAAAAAACGCGAAGGAAUGGAAAAUGCGGCCUACAGUUCGGAUUAAUGAUAGGCACAAAUAAUGUAAUUAAUAUUGUAGCUCAAAUUCUGCUGUGAUGUUUUAACAAAAAUUGACGACUAGUGAUAGAGAGAGAGCGUGCCAGAACCGUUAACGUUAGCCAUUUGACUACAUGCAUGUUUGCUCAAAAUUCUGAAGCCAUUGGUUUCUAUUGGAAUCAUUGAAGAUUGUUUUACAAAGGAUCACUCCUGAGAUUUUUUCCAUGUGUACAUGUAAUCUUAAAAACAUAGGUAUUUAAGUAUACCUACAUCAAAGGUAUUACCAAACUUUGUCAGGGCCAUGUUUGAGACGUUGAUACUAUUUCACUUUCAAGUGUUCUUUUUAUUUUGAAUACUAGAUUUAACUAUAAUGAAUCAUAUAACACAAAAAGUGUAAAUAUUUAUUAGCCAUUUUACACACUAAAUUCAAAUACUCAGUUUCAUUAUAAAGUAGAAUAAAUUACAAAAUUUAAUGCAUAGGUAAUUCUAUGUAAUUACAACCAUAUCACCUGGUCUAUCAAAAUGUGGGCUCAAAACAUUUCGUUUUUGCGUAUCUAAUAGUCAGUCUCUCAAGGCCCACCUUGGUAAAAAUUAUCUGCACUUUGUAUUACAAACUAUUCAAAAUUACAUACACCAAAACUCCCUUUGUUCUUUGUACCAUAGAUAAAAUAUAUAUUUGUAAAUAA